AAAGACAUCUGUAUUUUUUUUCUCAUCUGGAAUACAAUUUUGCCUGAAGAGAGAGUUAAUUGAAGAUUGCAUUUGAGAUUACACUUUUCCUUUUCAUGCAAAAAUGGACCUUCAGAGGGUUAUAUUAUUUUUAUGCUGGAUGACUCUGUGCAUGGAUACCUGUUUGAGCCAGAAAGACUGCACGGGUGUGGACUGUCCUACUCAGCAUGACUGCAUUGAAACUGUCCUAAAUGAAGGUGCCUGCUGUCCCACCUGUACACGAAAGGGCUGCACCUGUGAAGGUUACCAGUACUACGACUGUGUCCAAGCAGGCUUCCGGAGAGGGAAAGUCCCAGAGGGGGAAUCUUACUUUGUGGAUUUCGGAAGCACCGAAUGCUCCUGUCCGCAGGGAGGGGGGAAGAUAAGCUGCCAUUUUAUCCCAUGUCCUGAAAUUUCCCCCAACUGCAUUGAUAUUUCACAACCUGCAGAUGGAUGUCCUCAGUGUAUACGGAUUGGCUGCACCCAUGGCAACAAGAAGUAUGAGGCAGGACACUCCUUUAACAUAAAUAAAUGCCAGGUUUGCCACUGUCCAAAUGAAGGUGGAAGGUUAAUGUGUUCACCGAUCCCGGGCUGCGACCUUCGCAGUUCUAAUAAGCCUGCACGAGUGACCACCACCGGGAACAACAACCCUUUGAGAGACAUUAACAGUCGUCAUGACAGGCAACAAACGACUCCAGUUGGACCAUUUUCCAAGCUGGUACUGGGAAACACUCUCCCACUGUACAAGCAGGACCCACCCAGUUUUGGCAGAGGAGAUCAUGACUACACUCUGGCAAGACCAACGUCUUCCACUAUCCAAGAUUUGGCUCAACCGCUGGAAUCUACUACAGCACCACCAGCUUACCCAGAGUCAAGCUCCACUUCCUUCGGCUCCCCUGAUUACAGAAGACAGGAGCUAAGAGGUACAUGGAAAAGCCUUCAUCCAGAGAGGAGCAGUGAGGCUGAGGUCACACAUGACAUGGAUCCAACCACUACAGGGGCUCAGAGCGAAACAUCAACGUCGCUAACAACGACAACCACACAGAGAGAGACCACAGAGAACCAACAGGAUGUUAGUGAAAGGACCAUAAGGCAUAAUGGUGACAGGCGCAAAGCUGCUCCAAACAAUCUAAAAGACACAGCUUACACUGCCCGUACAAACAAGGGGGCCAGACACUCCGGCAAUCACAAACAUAGGAGUCACACAGGAGGUCAUGGAGGCACUCAUGCUACUGGCCUUAAGGAGCAAGAAAAAGUGACAUUGGAACAGAGGCAGUCGCCGAGUGCAGAGGAGAAAGGAACAUACCCGACAAUACAGUUCAGUCCCACCAGCAGAGCUCCAGUCAGGAUGAAGGAGGAUAGGGAGCAGCCUCAAAGACAACCUCAAACCCUCCACAACUACCACUCCCGAGAGGCAGAGGAAGACACUGAAUUGUCUGCUGAGGAGCUAGUGACGUCCUGCUGUGAGACAGGAGAGAAAUGGGCUUCAGCUAAUGGUCACUGCAACAACAUGGAGCCACCCACAAGAGAUAGGCUCUUCAUCUGCUGGACUGCCCAACAACAGUGCUGCCUCGGGUCCCUGAGAGAAAGUCGGUGUUUGACCGGAAUAAAUGAAGCCAGAGCGGGAAACACGUGUCGCGAUGCCAACGAUAAAUGUGGGAUUGAUUCCUUGCAGGAGUGCUGUGACUGCUGCUCUCUGGGGCUGCAGUUCCGCAGAGAGGGGCACAACUGUGAAGCCCACCAGUACAUGGGCUUCCACUGCAGACACGUCUUUCUAACCUGCUGCGAGGGGGAGGGGAGCAGGGCUGGGAGUCAAGAUGGUUGGCACACUGUUAGAGAGAGGACCGCUGUCAACCCCACUGCGCCGCCAAAAAAAGUAUCUGACAGUCCCUACCCUAAAGAGGCAUUCUCCAUCGGUGGGGAGCAGGACGGGGAGAAUGCGGUGGAGGUGGAGGACAUGGACGAGUGCCUGAUAUAUGAGGGCAACAUCUGCCACCAGAGAUGUAUCAACACGCCAGGCUCUUUCCGGUGCGAGUGCUUCCCUGGAUACGUGUUGCAGGAGGAUGCUUUCACUUGUGCCCAAGAGACGACGGACGAGGACAACAGACUCAAGGAGGACGACAGAGCGGCAGUGGGACCCACUUCAACGCCUCCGCCUUCCACCCAGCCUCCUGUCCCACUCAACCCCUGUGAAGGCAACAACCCAUGUGAGCAACACUGCACCUCAGUGGGGAGAAGGCCACAGUGCUCCUGUUACCCAGGAUUCUCCCUGAUGGCUGACGGACACUCCUGUGAGGAUAUAAACGAGUGUUUGUCUGCACAUGCCUGCCAGUUGAAUGAGCGCUGUGUGAACAGUGCCGGGAGUUACAUCUGUCAGAGACUGAUCACCUGUCCCACCGGACACCAGAUCAACAACGACAUCUGUGAAGACAUCAAUGAGUGCGUGCAACAGAGCCAUAACUGUGGACCUGGCUUUGAGUGUGUGAAUACCGAGGGUGCGUUCAGGUGCAACCCUAAACCUCAGUGUCCUGUGGGUUUUAACCGAGACACGCAGGGAAUCUGUAAGGACAUUGAUGAGUGUGGCGCUUUGGCCCAGGCGUGCAGUCUGGGGUUUAACUGCAUCAACACGGUGGGAUCGUUCAUGUGCCAAAGGAAGAUCAUAUGCAGCCGUGGCUAUCAUGCCAGUCCUGAUGGAUCCAGAUGUAUUGACGUGGACGAGUGUCAGAGCAGUCUGCAUCGCUGUGGAGAGGGCCAGCUGUGCCACAAUCUGCCUGGUUCCUAUCGUUGUGAAUGUCAGACUGGCUAUCAGUACGAUUCAUUCAGGAGGAUGUGUGUAGAUGUGAACGAGUGCUGGCGCUACCCAGGCCGCCUGUGUGCCCAGACCUGCGAGAACACCCCAGGCUCAUAUGAAUGCACUUGUACCACUGGUUUCCGCUUAUCCGGGGAUGGCAAGAACUGCGAAGACGUGGAUGAAUGCUUGGCCAGCCCAUGCAGUCAGGAGUGUGCCAACAUGUACGGUUCCUACCAGUGCUACUGCCGACAGGGCUACUACCUGAGGGAGGAUGGGCACACCUGUGAGGACAUCGACGAGUGUUCCCAGAGCAUCGGCCAUCUUUGCACCUAUAAGUGUGUGAAUGUCCCCGGCAGCUACCAGUGUGCAUGUCCUGAAUAUGGAUAUACAAUGUCUCCAAAUGGACGCUCUUGCAGAGAUGUUGACGAGUGCACCACGGGGGCCCAUAACUGCUCUCUAGCUGAGACCUGCUACAACAUCCAAGGAGGGUACCGCUGCCUUUCCCUCGACUGUCCUCCAAACUACCGCAAAGUGUCCGACACUCGCUGUGAGCGGAUCAGCUGUCCAGACCACAUGGAAUGUCAAAACUCUCCUCUGAGAAUCACCUACUACUACCUCAGCUUUCAGUCCAACAUCGUCAUCCCUGCACAGAUAUUCCGUAUUGGGCCUUCCCCCGCCUACUCAGGAGACAACGUCAUCGUCAGCAUCACGCAGGGAAACGAGGAGAACUACUUCAGCACCAGGAAGCUGAACACCUACACGGGCGCCGUUUACCUGCAUCGACAGGUUGAGGGUUCGAGGGAUUUCUUAAUCAAUGUGGAGAUGAAGCUUUGGAGACAGGGGACGUUUACCACGUUCCAGGCCAGGAUCUACGUCUUCAUCACAGCCAGCUCACUCUAACAGUUAAGAGAUGGACCUUUAUCCAGUGGAUGAGGAUUUUUGAUGUCACUAUUUAACUGUGUCAUAAAGUAUACCACUGUCUGCAAGGAUCUGUUUGAGUUGUUCAUUUUGCUCGAGUUCUGUUUUAAGUCCAUAUAGAAACACAACAGUAUGAGUGGUGGAAUAUUCAGAAGGAACCUGUUUUCAAUGCAAUUUCAUGAAAACUCUACGAUGUCAAACUUAAUAUACAUGUUUCAUCUCUGACUUGAAUUACUAAUGUAUGUAUCAUUCAUUUCAUUGCUGCAAAAAAUGGAAAAGCAAGAAGAAGAAGAUCCGUCUUUUCAAAAACUCUUUAAAAUCUGAAUCCAAAGUAUUGUCUUUGGAGAUACAAAGAUAUUUAUUAUGCCUCCAGAAUGAACAAUUUACCAUUGUUAUGUUUUCUAAGAAGAUGUGAGUGAAGCAUAAAGAUAGCCUGUAGCUUCUGCCCAGAUUUUCUUUUCUCACUGAGGGCCUUGUAUCCCACUCCUCUCCUAAUAUCAUCCUGUUAUCAGGUGAUAUGUAAUUUGAUCUCACUGUGGUGAAAGCAGAAGAAAAUGCUAUGUGGGACUCUCAAUUAUGGUGCCGGAACAACUUUGUUUCCUUUCCUCUAUACUCUGCUGCUGGUCUUUUUUAGUCUAUGAAGUAUUUUGUAUUAUGUAAUUAUAUACAGUAUUACUCUAUAUGGGGUAUUUUUUUGUAUCAGAUAUGUUAUGGAUGGAUGUAUCAUAUUCUUUAUACUAGACUCCUAUGCUUUAAAAUAUUUUAGUAAAAUAUUUUUUAAAAUCCCAA
Messenger RNA from Labrus mixtus (cuckoo wrasse), 4516 nucleotides. RefSeq names its product fibulin-2-like. The transcript has 16 exons. Gene Ontology annotation, molecular function: calcium ion binding. Lineage: Eukaryota; Metazoa; Chordata; Actinopteri; Labriformes; Labridae. Gene Ontology annotation, cellular component: extracellular region. Bases 104 to 3709 code for a protein of 1201 amino acids. The record is from RefSeq and is a predicted model, not a curated record.